AUGGUGGUUCAUGUGUUGGACGAUUUCUAUCUUGGUCUCACGGCCAUCAUUACCGUCGUCUACCAGCUCAUCUUCUUCACCAUCUCCUACUCCUGCAAGUUCGACUUGUUAACAGACUUUGCGGGAGGCACCAACUUCGCCAUCCUCGCCAUCACAACCGUCUCCCUCUCCCAGUCCCCCACCCCGCGCCAAAUCCUCGUCACUAUCCUCAUGACCAUCUGGGCCCUCCGCCUCUCCAUCUUCCUCUUCUACCGCAUCCUCCGCACUGGCCACGACACUCGCUUCGACAACAUGCGAGGCAAGUUCUUCCCCCUCCUCACCUUCUGGAUCUUCCAGGCGCUCUGGGUCUGGGUCGUCUCGUUGCCCGUGACCAUAGGGAACUCGCCCGCCGUGGUGAUACCGCAGAAGAGUCCGGGCGGGGCUGUAUCGUUUGGCAUGGCUUCCGAUAUUCCUGGAUUGUUCAUGUUUGUGAUUGGGUUCACCUUGGAAGCCGUGGCGGAUGUGCAGAAGUACGCGUUCAGGAAGAAGUAUGGCGGUGGGGCGGCGCAGGUCUGCAACAAGGGGCUAUGGAAGUAUUCGAGGCAUCCAAACUACUUCGGAGACAUCCUCGCCCAGUUUGGCAUCUACACAAUCUCCGUCUCACCAGUGAUCUCUCGCACCCUCCCCUCCUCCCCACGAGCAGCCCUCUACGCCUCCAUAGUAGGCCCCCUCUUCAUCACCUUCCUCCUCUUUUUCGUCUCCGGAAUGCCCCUCACGGAGCGGCCCGUCGCCAAACGCCGGUACGAGCUGGACCAUGGCUGGGACGAGUACGAAGACUACCUGCGCCGCACCAGUCCGUUUUUCCCCUUUCCGCCUUUCUUGUACGUUUAUGUGCCGGCUGGGCUGAAGAGGACGGUGUUUUUGGAGUUACCUAUGUAUGUUUUUGAUCCGAGUAGGGAUUCGGAGGUGGGGAGAGGGGGACUGAAGAGUCCAGGUGAGGCGGCUAGAGGUGAGGGAGAGACUAAUUAA
Scedosporium apiospermum is the source of this 1008-nucleotide messenger RNA. RefSeq lists its product as uncharacterized. Bases 1 to 1008 code for a protein of 335 amino acids. Gene Ontology annotation, cellular component: membrane. The transcript has 3 exons. Gene Ontology annotation, biological process: lipid metabolic process. The record is from RefSeq and is a predicted model, not a curated record. Gene Ontology annotation, molecular function: oxidoreductase activity, acting on the CH-CH group of donors. Lineage: Eukaryota; Fungi; Ascomycota; Sordariomycetes; Microascales; Microascaceae.